This is a messenger RNA of Striga asiatica, 1363 nucleotides long. The record is from the annotation of a GenBank genome assembly. NCBI's taxonomy places the organism in Eukaryota, Viridiplantae, Streptophyta, Magnoliopsida, Lamiales, Orobanchaceae.
CAAAACCCAUCACACCAUCUCUCCAAGAACACACAGUUCUCACUUCUCACUCUCUCUUCAGUUACUCUCAAUAAUCUCAAUAUUCGAAAAUUAAGAAACAACAAUAGCAGUAAACAACUUAAAAUUUCGCCCUUUUGCCCUUUUAUUGAUCCAAACUGCUGCUAACAUGUCGAAGGGAAACCUGACUCUGCUGAUCCUUGCAGCGUUUGCGGUGGUGGGCUGCGUGAGCUCGUCCAGAUUUGAUGAGCUUUUUCAGCCUGGCUGGGCUACGGACCACCUUACCUACGAAGGGGAGGUUUUAAGGAUGAAGCUCGACAAUUACUCUGGCGCUGGGUUUUCGUCGAAGAGCAAGUAUAUGUUUGGGAAAGUCAGUGUUCAGAUCAAGCUAGUGGAAGGUGACUCUGCUGGCACUGUCACGGCCUUCUAUAUGUCAUCCGACGGUCCGUAUCACAACGAGUUCGAUUUCGAGUUCCUGGGGAACACCACAGGGGAACCUUACCUCGUCCAGACCAAUGUGUUUGUCAAUGGAGUAGGCAACAGAGAACAGAGGCUCAAGCUCUGGUUCGAUCCCACCAAGGAUUUCCACUCCUAUUCCCUUCUAUGGAACCAGCGCCAAGUAGUAUUCUUGGUCGACGAGACGCCCGUCCGAGUCCACUCGAACUUGGAGCACAAGGGCAUACCAUACCCAAAGGACCAAGCCAUGGGCAUCUACAGCUCUAUUUGGAAUGCCGACGAUUGGGCCACACAAGGUGGGCUUAUCAAGACCAAUUGGGCCCAUGCCCCUUUCGUGGCCUCGUACAAGGGCUUUGAGAUCGACGGCUGUGAGUGUCCAGAUUCUGUUGCUGCUGCUGACAAUGUCAAACGGUGCAGUGGCGGUGGGACCCGCAGGUUCUGGUGGGACGAGCCGAUUAUGUCUGAGCUGAGCCUGCACCAGAGCCACCAGCUGAUGUGGGUUCGGGCGAACCAUAUGAUUUAUGAUUACUGCUCGGACAAGACUAGGUUCCCGAUAGCCCCAGUUGAGUGUGAGCACCAUCGUCACUAAGGGAUUUUUCGACAUGAGCUUCAUUUUGUAAAAAAAAAUAAAAAAAAAAAAAUGGGUGGGUUUUGUUUGACAUGAGCUCCAUGUUUUCAUGUUAUGUGUUUGUUUUCUUCUUCAUCUUUGAUUUUCUGCGAUGUAUUUCAGUACUUAAUCCAUCUGCCUGCUGCACCACUUGUGAUAUAUACCAUUCGAUUUGUUUUUAAAUGGAGCUUUUGUUUAUUGUGUUCACUUUUUUUGUUUUGAGAAUUUGAGAGUUUUUGGUACAAUUAUUGUGGGUUUUUUGUGGUGGCCCUUCUUGAGAGAAUGGGGUUGGCAAAGUUGGGA